AGCGCCCGCCGGCCGCGGAUGCGCCGCUCCGCCCCGGCUGCCUGCGAAGGAAGAAAAGUUUGGGGCGACUUAGGGCCGCGGGAGCGCCCGAGGAGGAGGAGGAGGAGGAUGCGCGGUUUCCCCGGCUGAUCGGGAAGGAAGGAUGACCGAGGGAGGAUGUGCACCAGCAGCCAGAUCAUCGGGAGCCUCCUGGUGCUCUCCGUGCUGGAGAUAGGGUUAGGGGUGUCCAGCGUGGCCGUGGGGGCGGUCAGUUUCAGCCUGGUCCUCACAGAGCAUAAACCUCAGCUGGGAGACUCUUCUCCGGUAUGGAGCGGGGUGUGUUUCCUGCUUUGCGGCGUAUGCGGAAUAUUGUGCGCCAAAAAAAAAUCUGGACUUGUUAUGAUACUUUUUUCUGCCUGUUGCAUCUGUGGACUAAUAGGAGGAAUCUUAAAUUUUCAAUUUCUUCGUGCUCUGACAAAGAAGUCAUCUGCUCUCUAUUCUUUGCAUCUUGCCUCCAUGUCUCUUGCAUGCAUUGGAAUUGGUGGCUGCACCCUUUCUUCAUGGCUCACUUGUCGGCUAGCCAGCUAUGAACAAAGGCGAAUGUUCUCAGAAAGGGAACAUUCAUUGCAUCACUCCCAUGAAAUGGCAGAAAAAGAAAUGACAGACAACCUAAGCAAUGGUGGCCCACAUCUGAUUUAUAAUGGAAGUGUAUAUUAAGAAAUUUUUAAAAGUUCCAUGGAAGGAAGUGGUUUUAGAAUUUUCUUCAGGAAAAAAAAUAGACUCCAAGAAAUUAAGACAAUGAAACAAUCUUAGCUUUUAUGGCUCAAAUGUCACAACUGCAGACCAGCACAGUUGCAAUUCCCUUUUAGAACCAUGUUCAAAAUUUGUCUCCUAAACAUUUUGCGGAUAUACAAUAUUUAUUCACUUCCUGGCUACUCUCUUUCAGUUUUUUGUCUGAAUAAUCUUUCUGAAUUGUGAUAGUAUUUGAAACAGACUUCACAAGACUCUUGUUCUCAUGAAGACUCAAAAAUCAGAAAAAUAAACUGAACUGCAUUUAGCCCACUCAAAGGAGAAGGCAGAGGAAGAAUGGCUCAGGGGAAUCUUUUUCUCCUCUCCACUUAGCAGCAUCUGGUUUAAUAUGAUGGCUUCAGAUCAUGGCAUGGUACAGCAACACAUCUGCACAGUCCCUCUCCUCACAUUUUGAAUGCAUCCUGCCUCAGUUUUCCCAGUAGAUCAUAUCAAAAGGGAGUGCAAACUCCUCUUCCAAAAAGCUCCCAUUUCACAUCCAGAAUGCAAAUGAACAGCGUGCUGAAAACAACACCGAUGUCUUUGUUUUGAAAGACAGAAUGCUCUAAGAAUGCCAUAAAUCAAAACCUCAAUAAUGCCUUGUUGUAAAGAACUUGUAAAUAUUUCCAAUUUGUGAAUGAAGUAUAUUUCGUAAUUUGUUCAUAAAAGAUGACAAAUAAAAUGAAAUCUAAACCAGA
Messenger RNA from Serinus canaria (Common canary), 1463 nucleotides. RefSeq names its product transmembrane protein 196 (gene TMEM196). The record is from RefSeq and is a predicted model, not a curated record. The transcript is spliced from 4 exons. Lineage: Eukaryota; Metazoa; Chordata; Aves; Passeriformes; Fringillidae. Bases 157 to 696 code for a protein of 179 amino acids.